AUGUUCCGCAGCCUGCACGCGUCGGCGGAGCCCCGCUACGAGGCAGUUCUCGACAAGCUCGGCUUCGAGUACAAGGACGGCCAAUUCAGACACAAGAUCGACGGCAGCCUCUUCGGCUACUACUACAGCAUCGACGAGCGCGACAACGACAUGCGCAAGGAAGCCAUGCACGAGGCUAUCCGCAAGGAGGUCGCACGCCUUCUCACGUCCCAAUACAACAUCCAAGAACAGUUCCUUGACGGAGUCGGCGGUAGGAACGUCGGGCGGUACAAACCAACGGGUCCACAUGUGACCAUUCUCUGCACUGAGGUAAGUCAAUUGCGCAAGAAGCGCGAUAUCGUGGUCGUCAUCGGAGACAGCGGCGGCGGCAGCAGCGGUAGCAGCAGCAGCAGCGGGCAGGACGCAGGUAUCUGGGCGUGGCGCGUCGUGACCGGCGAGGGCGGCACGGAGGAGGGUACCGCGCUUGGACUGGCGGCGAAGAUUGCGGCAUACGGCCAGUCUCGUCGCACCGACGAUUUCGACAAGUAUCAAGAGAUUGAGAAGGGCAUGGCGAAGCUUCCAAUCCAGGACGAGGUAAGUCCCAGCUCCUGUCAACGCCAACGAACGGCUACUGACCAUACAGGAUACCACGCCGGGCCUCAUCAUUCUCAACCCAGGCCAGCUCCUGUACUCCUGGUACGAGAACAAGGCCAUGACACAGCAGACCUGGCGCAACCGCGCAAGCCCGGAGGGAAUCUCAGAAGGUUACGAAAUUGAUCCGAAACACAAUCUAGUUUCAGGUAUGUCGACCGAAGUCACGCAUGUUGUCUGGCGACCAGAGGUAGACUGACAAUUCCCAGGCCACCAAGACAACCGCAAGCACAUCGUGACCAUGCUCGAGCACGUCAUUCCGUACAUGGUCAACGACGAGGCCCGCGUCAACAUCAUGGCUGUGGGCGACAGCUGCAGCCACGUCGUCGACCACCUGGAUCAUUCAUUCUUGAACGGUGACGAGGGUAUCAGCAAAUACUUCGAAACUCUCGCUCUCGUCGAGCCCGACUGGCUCCAGGAGCCUGAGCUCGGUAGCGAGAAGCUGCAGAACCAUCUCGUCAAUUGGGGCCGCUGCUGGAUCGAGAGCGAGACCAAGCCGUUCGGGAGUCUAGUCAAUCAUCCUCUGUACAGAUCCACGCGGCCAGUCAUCGAGUACGCUCCAGGCACCAGGUCCAAAGCAGACCACAGCGACGACCCCCAGCAUAGCGCUUUCUCGGACGACAGUGCCGACGAUUCUGACAGCGGCUCCGCCCCUCAUUCCGAAACCAACAGCCCAGUUGAGCGCCGUGACUCGACUGAGCCGUUGGACGAAACCCCACCAGACGCCUCUCCAGUUCUGCAUGCUCCGCCGCCAUCCCUCGCUAGAAGCGAGGAAGAGAUUCCGACGGAGUAUCUCGACGAAGAGAAGGCUGGUCUUGAGCCCACGUACCAUCGCCGCGAAUCUUCCAAAGACGACAAGGUGUUCGUGUUCAACGAGGAGGGAGAGAUGAUCGACAAGACGGACGAGGUUCUGAAUGCUUCUGCCGAAUCUGAGGCCGUCGACGCUUCCAUCGCCACUGUCGAUUUUGAAGACCCCGACACGGUGGAGGAAGUCACUACCGUAGGCCUUCCAACGGACGAGAACGACAAGCUCAUCGAUGAGCCGGAGCCGCCUGCCGACUUUGCGAUUUGCCCCACAUUCAGCGCCGGCUACCACGAUGGCAUCAGCGAGCUGGUAUUUCCUGCCGUGCUCGACCACGUCCUCGAGUUCUUCUGGGAGGUGAAGAAGGAGACGGAGCAGUUGCAGGCCGAUGUGGCCCGUGCAAAUGCUGAGAAGUGA
This is a messenger RNA of Lecanosticta acicola, 1849 nucleotides long. NCBI's taxonomy places the organism in Eukaryota, Fungi, Ascomycota, Dothideomycetes, Mycosphaerellales, Mycosphaerellaceae. The record is from the annotation of a GenBank genome assembly.